Plutella xylostella (diamondback moth) is the source of this 3571-nucleotide messenger RNA. RefSeq names its product general transcription and DNA repair factor IIH helicase subunit XPD (gene Xpd). Gene Ontology annotation, cellular component: nucleus. Gene Ontology annotation, biological process: nucleotide-excision repair; positive regulation of mitotic recombination; transcription by RNA polymerase II. Gene Ontology annotation, molecular function: ATP binding; hydrolase activity, acting on acid anhydrides, in phosphorus-containing anhydrides; damaged DNA binding. The record is from RefSeq and is a predicted model, not a curated record. Lineage: Eukaryota; Metazoa; Arthropoda; Insecta; Lepidoptera; Plutellidae.
AGAAAAUUAAAAAAUAUUUCUAACCAAACAAAAUAGCCGGAGCGAUUGAACUUUUAAUUGCUAUUAAAAUAAUAAUCUAUUUUAUUGAAUCACUACUGUGUAAAUCCAAUUAAUAAACAUAUAAGCCCUCAAAAUGAAGUUAACUGUUGAUGGAUUGCUUGUUUAUUUCCCGUACGACUACAUAUACCCCGAGCAAUAUGCUUACAUGUUGGAACUCAAACGUGCACUGGAUGCUAAGGGCCAUGGACUUCUGGAAAUGCCAUCGGGAACAGGAAAAACCAUAUCUCUCCUGUCCCUUAUUGUGGCCUACAUGAUCCAGAACCCUCAUCAAGUCAGAAAGCUAAUCUACUGCUCGCGCACAGUCCCCGAGAUAGAGAAAGUCAUGGAGGAGCUGAAGAAUCUGUUCAAGUAUUAUGAGAAGAGUAUGGGUGAGCUGCCGAGCCUUGUCGGAGUCGUGCUGAGCUCCCGGAAGAACCUCUGCAUUCAUCCUGAGGUAUCUCGGGAGAGGGAAGGAAAGUUGGUGGAUGGUAAAUGUCACUCUCUGACCGCCAGCUACAUCAGAGAGAAGAAUGAAACUGACGACAGUGUAGAGAUAUGUCAAUUCUACGAAGGCUUCAACAGGGAAGGCAAAGAGUCGAUGCUCCCGUUCGGAGUGUACACGAUGGAUGACCUCAAGCAGUACGGGGCUGACAGGAACUGGUGUCCAUACUUCUUGUCCAGAUUUGCCAUAAUCCACGCGGAGAUCGUGGUAUACUCCUACCACUACCUGUUGGACCCCAAGAUCGCCGAAGUCGUGUCCAAAGAGCUGUCCAAAGAGGCUUGCGUGGUGUUCGACGAGGCACAUAACAUAGACAACGUGUGCAUCGCAUCUCUGAGCGUGAAGCUGACCCGCAACUCCGUGGACCGCGCCACCGCCGCGCUGACGCAGCUAGACAACACCGUGUCCAGGAUCCGUCAAGACGACGCGGCCCGUCUGACGGCAGAAUACGAGCAACUAGUGGAAGGACUUCGUGAAGCCGCCGUGCAGCGCGAGACGGACGUCAUACUGGGGAACCCUAUACUGCCCGACGAGGUGCUCAACGAGGUGGUCCCCGGCAACAUCAGGAAUGCCGAGCAUUUUCUGGGCUUCCUCAGAAGGUUUAUUGAAUACUUGAAGACAAGACUGAGAAUACAACAUGUUGUACAGGAAUCUCCCGCGGGCUUCCUAAAAGACGUGGCGUCGCGCGUGUGCAUAGAACGUAAACCUCUACGUUUUUGCGCAUCCAGACUGUCAUCCCUUAUGCGUACGUUAGAAAUACCGGACCCCCAGAACUUUGCGUCGCUGACGUUAAUAACGCACUUGGCUACGUUAGUGUCGACGUAUACGAAGGGGUUCACGAUCAUCAUUGAGCCGUUUGAUGACAAAACGCCGACUGUGUCGAAUCCUGUGCUGCAUUUUUCUUGCAUGGACUCGUCAAUAGCCAUGCGUCCAGUCUUCGCCCGAUUCCAGACGGUCAUCAUCACGUCAGGAACCCUGUCUCCGCUGGACAUGUACCCGAAGAUCCUCGACUUCAACCCGGUGGUCAUGAGCUCGUUCACCAUGACGCUGGCCCGCCCCUGCAUACUGCCUAUGAUAGUAGCUAAAGGCAGCGAUCAAGUGGCAAUAUCGUCCAAAUACGAAACACGAGAUGACGUAGCAGUUAUAAGAAAUUAUGGACAGCUACUUAUAGAGAUAUCAGCAUGCGUCCCCGACGGCGUGGUCUGUUUCUUCACAUCUUACAUGUACCUAGAGUCGGUGGUGGGCGCGUGGUACGACCAGGGCGUGGUGGCGACGCUGCAGAGACACAAGCUGCUGUUCAUUGAGACUCAGGACGCGGCCGAGACGAGUUUCGCACUUAUUAACUAUAUUAAGGCAUGUGAGAGCGGCCGCGGCGCAGUCCUCCUCUCAGUCGCUCGCGGUAAAGUCUCUGAGGGCGUGGACUUCGACCAUCACUUGGGACGGGCGGUGCUGAUGUUCGGGAUACCGUAUGUGUACACGCAGAGCCGGAUACUGAAGGCGAGGUUGGAGUACCUGAGGGACAGCUUUCAGAUUAAAGAGAAUGACUUCCUGACGUUUGAUGCGAUGCGGCACGCCGCGCAGUGCGUGGGCAGAGCUCUCAGAGGCAAGACAGACUACGGCAUAAUGGUGUUCGCGGACAAGCGGUUCAGCCGCGCGGACAAGCGGAGCAAGCUGCCGCGCUGGAUCCAGGAGCACCUGCGGGACGAGCUGUGCAACCUCAGCACCGAGGAGGCUGUGCAGAUAAGUAAGCGGUGGCUUCGUCAAAUGGCGCAACCGUUCACCAGAGAAGACCAACUGGGCGUCUCACUACUCACGCUUCAGCAACUGCAAUCCCAGGAACAACAGGACAAGAUUGAGAAACGGGUCAUACAGAAAUGAGGUUAUAAUGACGGAUCAAUGAGUUUGAAUAUCUGGCCGCCUACGGGAGAAAGGAGGUUGGGGUAAUGAGAAAUGAGGUUUUAUACUGAUGCGGCAGGAAACAGUUAGAAACACUGGCCGUUAAUAGUACGUAAGUUAAAAGCAUAUGGCGAGAAUUCGAAUGAAACAAAUGAGGACUGAAUAAAUUAUGCAAACUUUGAGGAAGUUCUUGCUCGGAAAUGGUUACUUUAAAUUUGAAUGCCUUACAAUAUACUUAAUUAAAAAGGCAUAUUUUCCUGUGAUACUUUGUAAAGUAUUCUCUUUGUUUCUGUAAAAAAUGUGUGAUGUUAAUAUAAUUAAAAGCUAAAAUAAAUGGGUCAAUUUUGUAUUGUAUUCCAUAAUAUUAAAUGCCUGCAUUUUUAUUGAAACUCGUUAACUACCUUUAAAUUAUUGAAGAGCUUAGACAACUAGUGCAAAAGUUUUUUUUACUGAACCUAAACACUUUAAUAAAACACGUGAUCAUGCUAACAAGUAUAAUUAAACCAAACAUGUUAUUUCUUGUACAACCAUAAGCUGCCAUUCUUAAAACGGUCAACAUAGGACUUUAAUAAAAAAGAUAAAUUACAUUUAAUGCAGAACAGUAAGAUGAGUAAAACCAUUAAAAGUUUCAGUAAAAUAAGCGCAAGAUAAUAUGAAAGGUAAAAAAGAUAAAGUGCGACCAAAACAUACCUAUUUGGCAAUUUUUUUUUUAAAUAUAUAAAAAAAAACAUUUCAUUAUAUUUUCAUAACACUGUAGAAUAAUUACUAUUCGAAAUAAGUAAGUACUUUCAUGAAAUUACAAUAGGAACUGAUAUUUUAGAAUAUGCCAUAGUUUACAUCCUGUAAGAAAAAAAACAUCAUACUAUCUUCUUUCUAUUGGGUGAGGAAAUGUUGUGGUGAGAUUGCAAUAAUUUAUAAUAAAUAUACUACAGAAUAAUAUUUUAGGCUAAUAUUACACUGUGCCACUUAGUAAUCGUAUAAUCAACUAUUUGAAUUGUCUACUUAACAUUUAAUUGUACACAUCAUUGUACACAAAGUAUACACGUCUAUUUACAGUCAGUCAUAGACACCACACAACAUAAAUAUAUUAUAAAUAUGUCAAUCAAACAGUGAUGUUAUUGAUACUUGUGUAAAAUA